This is a messenger RNA of Acytostelium subglobosum LB1, 1845 nucleotides long. RefSeq lists its product as hypothetical. Gene Ontology annotation, biological process: mRNA splicing, via spliceosome. Gene Ontology annotation, cellular component: catalytic step 2 spliceosome; U2 snRNP; nucleus. NCBI's taxonomy places the organism in Eukaryota, Evosea, Eumycetozoa, Acytosteliales, Acytosteliaceae. The record is from RefSeq and is a predicted model, not a curated record. The coding region runs from base 1 to 1845 and encodes 614 amino acids. The transcript has 3 exons.
AUGGCGAAAGAAGAUACACUCACUGUUGAAGCUGCUGUUAACAGCAGCAAUAACAUUAAUAAUAAUAAUAAAGUAGAUGAGAGAAAGAAGGCAAAACAACAAAAGAAGAAAGAGCAAAAGAAGAGACAGAAACAAAAGAAGAUCGAUACUCAACAACAUCAACAACUGCAUCAACAGCAUACCAAUGGAGCUACCACUGCAACAACAACAACAACUACGUCUACAACAAAUGGACAGACCAAUAACAAUGAUGAUAUACAUAUGGUUGAUGAACAUCACAUCACCACUGCAGAUGAUGAUAUCAUUAUCGAUGAGAGCGAUCCUUCAUUCGAGCUGUACGCAAAGCUGUUGAAACACUUUGACAAUCCAACUGGCUACGAGGAGCCAAAGGUCGAUGAGGAGGAGCAGGCUGAGAGCAAGCAGGUUGAUGAACCUGUUGAUCAGGAGGAUGCCAAUGGAGAACAACAAAACGAUAACGAUGGUGAGGAAUCUGCAGAGGUCGACGCUUCAAAGCCAAAGAAGAUGUCCAAUCGCGAGAGAAAGAGACAACAGAAGCUCAACCUUCCAAUCCUAAAGCAACUUGUAGACAGACCUGACAUCGUAGAGUUACAUGACACAAACUCACCCAAUCCAGCAUUCUUGAUUGCAUUGAAGGGCUGUAGAAAUAGUGUACAGGUACCAACACAUUGGAAUGUCAAGAGGAAGUAUCUACAGGGCAAGAGAGGCUACGUCAAGACUCCAUUCGAGCUGCCAGAGUUCAUUGCAGCUACUGGCAUCACCAAGAUCAGAGAGGCUUUACUCGAGAAGCAGGCACAGCAGAAAACAAAGACCAAGCAAAGAGAGAGACUGCAACCAAAGAUGAGAUCAAUGAACAUCGAUUACGAGGUACUGCGAGACGCCUUCUUCAUCCAUCAGACCAAGCCAAAGUUGACGAUACAGGGCCAACUCUACUAUGAGGGCAAGGAGUUUGAGGUGGCCAUCAAGAAGACCAAACCAGGUGUUCUAUCAGAGGAGCUGAGGAGGGCACUUGGCAUGCCUGAUGGAUAUCCACCUCCCUGGCUCAUCCACAUGCAACAACAUGGCCCACCACCAUCCUAUCCUAACCUAAAGGUGCCUGGUGUCAAUGCUCCCAUUCCCGAGGGUGCCCAGUAUGGAAUACAUCCUGGUGAGUGGGGUAGACCUCCAGCAGACCUGGCAGCUCAGUAUGCCUCGACCAGCUCAACCUCAAAUGCCAAUAUCGAUGCCUUGACCAAUCCAGUGGAGAGGGAGCAUUGGGGCCAGUUGCUACCAGAGGAGGAGGUAGAGGAAGAAGAAGAGACCGAACAACAAGAGAAUGAAGAGGAUGAUGAGCAAGCAGUUCAACCACCACAACCCAAUGAUAUGGAGAUCAACGAAGGAAUAUCAUCAGUACCCAGCGGAUUGGAGACACCAGACACAAUUGACAUCAAGAAGAGCAAGUUUGUUGAUGGUGGACAACCACGUCAACUUUAUCAAGUUCUAGAACAAUCAAACAGGAGUUUGGGUUCUGGAAUGAUGGAAUCAAACUAUAAAUACAAUGUACCAGCACCAACAGCAGCAACCUCUCGAACAUCGACAUCCAAAUCGAACAAAGUGGACCUUAUCAAGAGCCAUAGGACGGCACCAGUCGAUAUCACACUCAACCCUUCAGAGAUGGAGGACAUGGAUGGACUGGAUGAGGAAUUACUGAAGAAGAAAUUCGACCAGGCGAUGGCAGAGAAACGAGGCGGUGUCAGACCUAGAGAGGAUGACUUGAUAGAUGACAGCAAGAAGAGGAAGUCAACUGGUUCUUCAAAGGAUGACAAGACAAAGAAGUUUAAAUUCUAG